CCUCCGGCCAGCAGCGGCAGCACUGAGUACACACGGCUGCACGAACUACUGCUUUGCCUGCAGGUUUUUUGGUUCUGGGGUUUUUCUUCUCUGCAGUCGUUAAUAGAAAACCUUCAUCAUGGAGCCACGGAUCUCUAAAACCUUUAACUGACGGUUUGUGUCUUUAAACAAAACAAGCUGGACCUGUGGCAGUCGGAACCACCAGACCUGUUUCUAUUAGCUGCAGCUAGCUGCUCGGCCCGGUUUAGUCUUUAUUCCCGACGGGGCCUGGAUGAGAGGAGACGAUGGAUGGAGUGAAGGUGGAAGAGGAGGAAGGAGGAGAUGAUUGUCAGCAGCUUCCUGAGGAAGACUCGCCGGGGAUUCCUGAGCCACGGGUUCUGUCCUCGGCUCCAGAACCGGCUCCAGAACCGGCUCCAGAACCGGCUCCAGAACCGGCUCCAGAACCGGCUCCGGAUCAGGCCAAACCCAAACGGCGUCACUGCUGCUCCAUCUGCGGCCGGGAGUUCGCCGGUCCGUCCCGCCUGGCGGACCACGUGGCCACGCACUACGGCUACAAGCCCCACAGCUGCUCCGUCUGCGGCAAACGCUUCACCAAGAAGGUGAACGUCUUCGUGCACCAGCGCGUCCACACCGGCGAGAAGCCGUACUCCUGCCCCCACUGCGGCGUCAGCUACGCCCAGCGCGGCUGCCUGAGGAGGCACCUCCUCAUCCACGCCCCCGAGAAGCCCUUCACCUGCUCGCUGUGCGGCCGCGGCUUCGUCCAGCGCCGCUACCUGGUCCAGCACGAGCGCACCCACACCGGCGAGAAGCCCUUCUCCUGCCCGCUGUGCCCCAAACGCUUCGCCUCGCGCAGCGGCCUCUCCGACCACCAGAAGACCCACCAGGAGCAGAAGCAGCACUGCUGCCUGCUCUGCGGCAAGGCCUUCUACUCCGCCUCCUCCUUCAGGGACCACGUCAGGAACCACACGGGGCGCAAGCUCCACCCCUGCUCGCUGUGUGGGAGGAGCUUCAACCGGCCCAGCCUCCUGAAGAAGCACCUGCAGAAACACGCAGACGGGACCUUGGAGAAGGAGGAGGCGGCUCUGCGCUGCCUCCUGUGUCAGGAGGACUUCUCCUCGGCCAAGGAGGCCAAGGAGCACGAGCGCCGGCACCACGCCGCCACCCGGCUCGCCUGCGACGUCUGCGGCCGCGCCUUCAGCCGGCCGUCCCGGCUCAAGGACCACAUGAGGUCGCACACCGGAGAGCGGCCGUUCCAGUGCGACGUCUGCAAGACCCGCUUCACGGUGCUGAGGGCGCUGAGGAAGCACCAGGAGAUCCACAGCAGGCCGGAACGCCACGCCCACACGGCGCCGGGGGACCGGCCGCCGGCAGCAGAACAGAAAUCAGACGAGGUUCUGGAGGCGGACCGCCGGGAAGAGGAGACGGCGCCUUCACCGACCCGCGAGGAAGCAGCGGUUCUGUUGGACCUCCUCCCUCCUGCUCCUCCUCCCGUCAGAACCCAGGAGCCGCUCAGCUGCUCCCUCUGUGAGCAGAACUUUCUGGACCGGCCCGCGUUGGAGGACCACCUGAAAACCCACGAGGCGGCAGAGACCCUGGAGACCUCCAGGAGUCCAGGAGCGAGGAAGAAGAGGAGGAACCACUGCUGCAGCAUCUGCUCCAGGAGGUUCCUGAAGCCCUGCCUGCUGCGGGACCACAUGAGGGUCCACAUCAGGGAGGGGCAGCUCCCCGACCCGGCUGACAAGGAGUUCUGGCUCCACAUGAGAACCGGUCCGAAGAAGAAGGGGAUGAAGGAGGACGGUGCAGACAGACGGCGCUCAGCACAGCCCUCCACCUCCGCCGACCCCGUCGUCUCUGGAGCCACGCCUCCUGCGGGUAACCAUGACGACCAGGGCGACGCGCCGUCUGAGGGAAACGUGUGUGAGCAGCCCCAGGAGGAGGACGUCAGUGGUCUGAUCAACUCUGAUGGAGAAGAGGAGCGCUGGGAGUCAGAGUGUCCCGAUCCAAAGAGCCGCUCCGACCCGCCGACGGCCGGCGGCUCCGCAGGGAAAGCCCAGACGUGCUGUCCGGUGUGCGGCCGGGACUGCUUCAAGGCGUCGGCGCUGAAGAAGCACCUGCGCAUUCACUCGGGCGAGCGUCCCUUCCAGUGUCCCACCUGCAGCAAGAGCUUCGUCCAGUACGUCCACAUGACGGAGCACCAGAGGAUCCACACCGGCGAGAAGCCCUUCACCUGCGCCGUCUGCAGCAAGAGCUUCACCUUCUCCAGCGCCCUGCGCCGCCACCGCCGCGUCCACACCAACGAGCGGCCCUUCCACUGCGCCGUCUGUCCCAAGACCUUCAAGCAGGUCUGCGACCUCAAGGACCACCAGCUGAUCCACACAGGUGUGCGCUACCAGUGCCCGCUGUGCAGCAAGAGCUUCAGCCGCGCCCUGGAGCUCACCUACCACGUAGACGUGCACUCAGACGCCAAGCCCUACUUCUGCAGCAUCUGCCAGAAGAACCUGAGCGGCGCCAGGACCUUCCGCCGCCACAUGAAGAAGCACGAGGCGGACAAGUCCAAGAUGGACGCGUCUGCGGUGGGGGCGGAGCCUGAGGGGACCGUGACCGCUCAGGAGGCGUGACGAGGAGAGCGGCCAAUCAGGAGAGGAGGAGGAGACGCUUCAGCAUCCUUGUGCCGCCAUCUUUAGAGUAGACCAUGUGACCUGAGCUCUAUUAUCCACUGGAGUGCUAAUCACCGUCUGUUAGAACGAGUCGCUUUGAAGCCACCAGCCGCCAUAUUGGUACUCCCUAUUUCCCCCCAGUAACUAGGGAAUAUGUGC
This is a messenger RNA of Fundulus heteroclitus (mummichog), 2816 nucleotides long. RefSeq names its product zinc finger protein 2. The coding region runs from base 285 to 2618 and encodes 777 amino acids. The record is from RefSeq and is a predicted model, not a curated record. NCBI's taxonomy places the organism in Eukaryota, Metazoa, Chordata, Actinopteri, Cyprinodontiformes, Fundulidae. The transcript is spliced from 8 exons.